AAGGUCAUGGACCAACAAAAUGAAUCCAUCAUUACUGAAUUCAUUUUUCAGGGAUUCACAGACAAUCCCAAAAUGCAGCUUGUUCUUUUUAUGAUCUUCCUCUCGGUUUAUGCCAUCACUGUGUUUGGGAAUCUCGGGAUGAUUCUGCUGAUUUGCACUCAAUCCCAGCUCCACAAACCCAUGUAUUACUUCCUGGGCAACCUCUCCUUUGUGGAUCUCUGCUGUUCCUCAACCAUUGCUCCUAAAAUGCUGUCUGACUUAUUAAGUGCAACUAAAAGGAUUUCUUACAGUGCCUGUGCUACCCAGCUCUUUCUAUUUGAUAUGCUUGCAGAUUCAGAGUGCUUUUUAUUGGCGCUGAUGGCAUAUGAUAGAUAUGUUGCCAUCUGUAAUCCACUUCUCUAUUCAAAUGUAAUGUCGAAAAAACUCUGCCAGCAACUGAUCACUAUUGUGUACUCUAUAGCUCUCCUAGAUUCAAUGAUACAAACAUCCUGUACAUUCCGACUAUCUUUCUGCAGCUCUAAUAUUAUCAAUCACUUCUUCUGUGAUGAACCUCCACUUCUCAUACUCUCCUGUUCUGAGACAUAUGUUAAUGAGAUUCUGCUAUUUACCAUUGAUGGCUUCUUUGAAGCAAGCAGCAUUGGUAUGAUUCUUGUUUCCUAUGUCUAUAUUUUGGCUACCAUCCUGAGAAUGCGCUCCUCUGAGGGCAGGCACAAGGCGUUUUCCACCUGUGCUUCUCACCUGACAGCUGUCGGGAUAUUCCAUGGAACACUUCUCUAUAUGUACUUCCGACCGAGUUCCAGUUAUUCCAUGGACCAAGACAAAUGGGCCUCAUUGUUCUACACAGUUGUCAUCCCCAUGCUCAACCCUCUGAUCUACAGCCUGAGGAACAAGGAGGUGAAAUACACUCUGACAAAAUCAGUGGGCAAUGUAUGGCUUUGGAAAGGGAAAAACUUUGUUUUAUUAUAA
Messenger RNA from Python bivittatus (Burmese python), 966 nucleotides. NCBI's taxonomy places the organism in Eukaryota, Metazoa, Chordata, Lepidosauria, Squamata, Pythonidae. The record is from RefSeq and is a predicted model, not a curated record.